AUGGGUCUUUUAGCAUUAGGAACUCCAUUGGAUUGGCCAGAGGCACAGAAAAAUGCAAACCAUGUCCGAGAAUGGGGGAUCAAGCAAUUGUUGAACAUCUGGAACAAAGCAAAAGGAAAGGAGAAGGAUGCACUGCUUUGGGGUGACGAGAUCGAAUAUCUAGUGGUGAAUUACGAGAAAGACAAGCCGGAAGUUACAUUAUCACUCCGCCAAGCAGACAUUCUACAUGCACUUGCCCAAGAUGAGAACUUAUGCUCCAGUGGUGGUUGUGUUCCCGCCUUGCAGGAUAUUGGCGGGAGUACCCUCCCCAUCUUCCAUCCAGAAUUCGGUCGUUACAUGUUGGAAGCUACACCAGGUAAGCCUUGGGGUAUUGGUUUCAAGGAUCUACUCGAUGUCGAGCCAAAUAUGAGACUAAGGCGAAAAAUUGCAAAAGAACAUAUGAACCCCGAAGAAUUUCCCAUAACUUUAACUACCUAUCCCCGCUUGGGAAGUCCAGGACAAUUUACAACGCCAUAUUACCCACCUUGUGGUGAGAAGCUCCGUUCUCAGUUUGUUCCUGAUGAGAUUGCAAACCCCCAUAUUCGCUUUCCUACCCUGGCAGCCAACAUUCGAUCUCGCAGAGGUAGGAAAGUUCAGAUAAAUGUUCCAAUUUUCAAGGACAAGAACACUCCAUGGCCGUGGAAAGACCCUACAGUCAAAUAUGAUCUACACAAAUACAAAGAAGAUGAUGACGUUCGAAAUGGUGCAUCGCCAGAUAACUUUAUUCACAUGGAUGCCAUGGCAUUUGGAAUGGGAAGCUGUUGUUUACAGAUCACAUUCCAAGCCAAGAAUAUAAACGAGGGCAGGCGAAUGUAUGACCAACUGAGUCCGUUAGGCCCAAUUUUGGUUGCUUUGACUGCAGCAACUCCUAUUUACAAGGGCUUCCUUGCAGAUACUGAUGUACGGUGGAAUCAGAUCGGUGCUGCUGUUGAUGAUCGGACGCCUGAGGAACUCGGGGAGAAGCCAUUGGAACAUAGCCGAUGGCGGAUACCAAAAUCUCGGUAUGCUACAAAUUCCACUUACAUAUCUGAUGAUCCUCGGUUGCGUAAAGAGUACAUGGACCAGAACCUCGUCAUCGAUCCCGACGUUAAGCAGCAGCUUAUGGAUGCUGGCAUGGACUCUCUUCUCGCAACUCACUUCGCCCAUCUGUUCAUCCGGGAUCCAAUUGUCAUCUUCGCCGAAGAUUUACAAGAACUGGAUCUCAGCAAGACAGAUCACUUUGAGAACCUCCAAUCAACAAACUGGCAACACAUCCGCUUCAAGCCUCCCCCAGCCAGCAAUGACAUCGGCUGGCGUGUCGAGUUCCGACCUAUGGAAAUCCAGAUAACUGAUUUCGAGAACGCCGCAUUCUCGGUAUUUAUGGUUUUGAUUACCAGAGCAAUUCUAAGUUUUGACUUGAACUUCUACAUCCCUAUCUCCAAAACAGACGAAAACAUGAGUACAGCACAUAAACUUGAUGCGGUGCUGGAAGAAAAGUUCUAUUUCAGGAAGAACCCCUUCCCAACGAGAUCCCCAAGACCGUAUUCGUCAAACGGAGCUUGCUCUGGCACCGCUAGUCCCGCAAUACUGAGUAGGCCACCGACGCCGAGUGGACCUGUCGAGGAUGAGUACGCGUUGAUGGGCAUCGAUGAGAUUAUGAAUGGCAGCAAGGGUGAUUCUACCAAUAAUUUCCCUGGACUCAUACCACUCGUGGAAAGCUACUUGGAUAGUAUGAACGUGGAUGUUGAGACGCGCUGUGAACUCGCUGCCUAUAUCACCUUAAUCCGGAAGCGGGCAGAUGGAACUCUCUGGACGGCCGCGAAGUGGAUCCGCCAUUUCGUACAGGGGCACGAGGAGUAUAAGGGUGACAGUGUUGUUGGGGAGAAGAUCAAUCACGAUUUGAUCGGUGCUGUCAUUGCCAUCGAGAACGGUGGGAGACAGGGCGUUAGGGACGUGGAGCAAUUUCUAGGCCCUGCUGUUAAACCUUGUGGGGAUUAG
Messenger RNA from Lachnellula hyalina, 2016 nucleotides. RefSeq names its product Glutamate--cysteine ligase (gene gcs-1). The record is from RefSeq and is a predicted model, not a curated record. Lineage: Eukaryota; Fungi; Ascomycota; Leotiomycetes; Helotiales; Lachnaceae. Gene Ontology annotation, cellular component: glutamate-cysteine ligase complex. Gene Ontology annotation, molecular function: glutamate-cysteine ligase activity. The transcript has 7 exons. Gene Ontology annotation, biological process: glutathione biosynthetic process. Bases 1 to 2016 code for a protein of 671 amino acids.